AUCAAGCUCCUUUCAUCUUCUUCUUUUUACUCUCUCGAGCUUGCAACAAAAAAAAGUUACUAAUGGAGAAGCUGUAAGAAAAAUAUUUCUAUUGUCUUCAAAAAUCUUUUCACAGAACAACAAUGGCGUCUCUCACACCCGGUAUCCUCUCAAAGCUCAUCGAAAAUGCCGGUAACAAGAACUUCAAAGUCACCGGCGAGCACCGGUCGCCUCUUCUCCAAGUCCUCGAGAUCGUCCCUUCUCUUCCCGGUGCCGGUGACGACGACCAAAACGACCCGUUUCGAACCAGAGGCUUCUUCUUGAAGCUCUCCGAUUCUCUCCAUUCCGCUUACGCUUCCAUUGCCGACGACGACUUGGAUUUAAUUUACAGCGACAAGAUUCAGUUGGGUCAAUUCGUUCACGUCUCCCGGUUCGACCCGGCCCGAUCCGGUUCUCGGGUCCCGGUUCUUCGUGGCUUGAAGCCCGUUUCUCGAAGAAAGCCUUGUGUUGGAAAUCCCAUUGAUUUGGUCUCCAGCGAUGCCUUACCCAUUUCACGCGCCGCCGUAAGCGGCGGUGGACUCUCGAAACGAGCCGUCGAGCCAAGGAGGAGGUUGAGUUUGGACUCGGCGCGGCGGGGGUGGGACCGAGGGACUCCGCCACCAGCUGCCGCUGUAAAGGCUACCGGUUUGCCGCCGGGUAGGGCGUCUUCCGAGAUUGGGUCGGCCAAGGCUCCGAAGUUUUCGCCAUUAAAAACUAAAGAUGAGAGCUCUUUGGUAGCGAAGCUGACGAGCACAGUCAAACGGAAAGAUGUGAAGUUACCGGCGGAAAUCCGCCCCCUUCCGGUGGCCGUGGAUUUGAAAAAUUGGCCGGAGAAGAAUAUAGCGUGGAGGGCGCUGCCGUCGACGGUGGCCAUUGCUGGAAAGAAAGUUGUUAGAAGUCGAAAUCUUGCAUUUAUGGCUGCAGUUCAUGCCUUGGAAGAAACAGCUGCUACUGAAGCUCUCCUUCAUUCUAUGUGCUUAUUUGGAGAACUAUGUGAGUCUUCAAAGCAAAUUUCUGGUGGUAAAUUGGCAGAGCAAUUUUUACAACUCUAUGAGAGAAUCCAACAAGCACACUCAACCUUGAAUUCAUUGCUCAACAAUUUGCCAUCACCAAAUUCAAACAUACACAACUUUAGCCAUACCAACAAUACUAAUGCCACUUCAUGGAUUCAGGCCGCUAUUGCUACAAAUCUUUCCAAUUUCAAUUUGUUCCAAUCAAAAGAUCACAAGCUCGAAUCUCAAGUUCAAGAAAAACAACUCUAUAUCGUCACCGACAACGCUACAAACAAACUCGAUUUCGAAAACCAUUCCCCUAAACCAAACCCCACGAAUCGCAAAAGUUAUCCAUCUAAAUUAAAUACUAAGCUAUCACAUUAUUCCAAAAAGGAGGAGUGGGAUAGCAGGAAUGGUUUAAAAGAGGCUGUAGAAUUAGCAAGAGAACUACUCUCGGUUUCGCGUCGAUGGUUUGUGAAGUAUUUGGAGGAUUUGCUUGACAAUGCUUUUGGGCUACUAGUAAAGGAAAAUGGUAAUGAGAUUGCAUAUCUUCUUAGGCAGCUCAAAAGGGUAAACGAAUGGAUGAACCAGUUGAUUGAAAGCAAAGUCGAGAUCCAUGAUAAAAUGGAGCUAUUGAGGAAGAAAUUGUACAAAUUUCUUCUAAAUCAUGUCGAUAUGUCCACUUGAUCGUGCCGAUAGAGAUACAAGUUGAAGGAUCACAUCGACUAGACUACUGAAGUAAAAAUUUCAAAUACUAACUUCUUUCAAAGUUUAGGGUAGAAAUUUUAACCAAAU
Molecule: messenger RNA, 1805 nt
Organism: Benincasa hispida (wax gourd)
Lineage: Eukaryota; Viridiplantae; Streptophyta; Magnoliopsida; Cucurbitales; Cucurbitaceae
Product: elongation factor 1-delta, putative (DUF936)
Source: RefSeq, a predicted model, not a curated record